This is a messenger RNA of Gracilinanus agilis (Agile Gracile Mouse Opossum), 717 nucleotides long. Its product is annotated as mucosal pentraxin-like. Gene Ontology annotation, biological process: innate immune response. Bases 1 to 717 code for a protein of 238 amino acids. Gene Ontology annotation, molecular function: low-density lipoprotein particle binding; complement component C1q complex binding. The record is from RefSeq and is a predicted model, not a curated record. The transcript has 2 exons. NCBI's taxonomy places the organism in Eukaryota, Metazoa, Chordata, Mammalia, Didelphimorphia, Didelphidae.
AUGGAGAAUUGGUUUCUGUGGACCCUGCUCCUCAUCAUCUUCUCAAGAACUAUGGCCCAAACAGAGAACUCCGAGGAGGAAAAUGAAGGACAACAUUUUCCAGCUCACUCCUUAUACAAAGACCUCCACGGGAAAGUAUUCCUUUUCCCAAGACCGUCGGCUAAUUCCUACAUGACUCUGAGUCCGCUGAUGGACACAGAGCUGCAGGGUUUCACUGUGUGCCUGUGGGUCUACACAGAACUGACUCGUGGCUACUCCGUGUUCUCCUAUGCCACUAAAGCUUCUCCCAAUGAGAUCCUCCUCUUCAGGGAUAGAGUUGGGCAGUACAGUUUGACCAUUGGCACAGAAGAGGUUACCUUCAAGGUGCAGGAGCCUCCCCUUACCCCAAUAAAUAUCUGUGCCACUUGGGAAUCAGCCUCAGGGGUUGCUGAGAUGUGGGUCGAUUGGAAACCCCUGGUGAGAAAGGUUUUGAAAGUAGGAUAUACCUUGAGUGCAAAUGCCAAGAUCAUUCUUGGGCAGGAUCAAGAUUCCUAUGGGGGUGGGUUUGAUAUAAAUCAAUCCUUUGUUGGGGAGAUUGGGAAUGUGUACAUGUGGGAUUAUGUGGUUCCACUCCAGGAUAUAAAGACCAGCUAUAGUAAAGCCAAUGUCCUAAACUGGAAGAAAAUGAACUAUGAGGAGAAGGGCCAGGUAAUUAAGGUGUCCCAGCUGACAAUCUGA